Gastrolobium bilobum is the source of this 2710-nucleotide messenger RNA. RefSeq names its product exocyst complex component EXO70B1-like. The record is from RefSeq and is a predicted model, not a curated record. The transcript is spliced from 3 exons. The coding region runs from base 330 to 2510 and encodes 726 amino acids. Gene Ontology annotation, cellular component: exocyst. NCBI's taxonomy places the organism in Eukaryota, Viridiplantae, Streptophyta, Magnoliopsida, Fabales, Fabaceae. Gene Ontology annotation, biological process: exocytosis; regulation of DNA-templated transcription. Gene Ontology annotation, molecular function: sequence-specific DNA binding; DNA-binding transcription factor activity; phosphatidylinositol-4,5-bisphosphate binding.
ACAAGCUUCGAGGUAGCUUCACAUGUCAUAAUCCAGACCACGUGUUAUGUUUUCUCAAAAUGUUGAAUUAUCCUCUUUCCAUGAAAAUGAUAAACUCUUUGAAACAAAUCUUCGAGAUAAUAGACAUUUGCACCAAAAUAACCCAACUAGAACGAUGAUAUAAUCUCUCUCCUCAUCAAUGGAAAUUACUUCGCAGUUGAUGAACACUCCCAAACCUAACCCUUGCUUCAUGGUUAUACCUUCCACACGAUACAUCUGGCACGACCUCUUUCCAUCUUAGUUAAAACCUUUAAUUGUUGCCUUUCCUCUUGUUAAACCUUCAAAAAGAAAUGUCCGCACCAUUCCGAAAUCUGACAACUCAGGCGAAGUUAUGGAGAAUAGUGGGAUUAGUGUCAAGUGUCAUUGGGAUGCUGUGUUACGCGUGGAGCCUAUCUUCAAAAAAUGUGGAUGGAAAGUAUCACGUUUUGAAGAUCUCUCUUUACGGUGUGGUGAGUUUCACAAUCAUCUGUGUUAUGUUAUUUGCAAGGAAAGUGCGGUUCUCAAAUAAUUUCCUGUUGGUAGCUCUUGUGGAAGUUUUUGCUUUGAUGCUAACCUCUUUAUACAACUUCUUCAGUGAUAAAGACUUAGAUAAAACACUUGAUGUAUUUAGCUUAAUUUCUAACGGGUCAUUUGCUUUGGUGUUAUUGAGUAUAAUGAAGCAAAUUGACCUUCCGUUUGAAGCGGAACUGCUUAAUUUUUAUCUUGGAUGUCUUGUGACACAACUCAUGAACAUCAACUUGGGACUCGUUUUGGUUGGAGCAGCUUACUGUUAUUUUCUCAACGUUCUUCGCUCCUAUUCAGAUAUCGAACUAGAGAUUGGAACUGCUAGUCAUGAAGAGCAUGUGGCUAUUCAAAUUGAUACUGGUAAGGGAGAAGAAAGAGAAGCUGACACAGAUCACACAAGCCAACUCUAUUUGCUUCUGGGAAUUGAGAUAAAAAAUGAGGAGACAGUUAUGUAUCCUCAUGACUUUGAAGCCAAACUUAUGGAGGCAAUGGCUUCGGGUUUUGUGAAGGAGCACUGCUACCAUGUUUUCUGCUGUUGGCGAAGACAAGUCUUGGAGGAGGAGUUGUUGUUAAAGGACCUAAAGAGCAUCGAAGAGGUUCACAUGAUGCCAUUGAAACAUCUCAAAGAUGAAGUUGGACGCUGGAUUAAAGCUUCCAAGGAUGCUUUCGGGGAAUUGUUUCCUAACGAACAACAUCUCUGCAAUCGUGUCUUUGAGUUCUCUCCUUUUGCUGAUCGCUCUUUCAUGGAGGUUUGUCAUGAACCCAGCAUUCUUCUACUGAAUUUCUUCGCUAAUGCCGUGGCUAGUACAAGCCGUUCACCACAGCGUUUGUUCAUAAUGCUUUUCGUGUUUGAGACACUGAAUGAACUCUUACCUAACUUGGAGUCAAUGUUCUCAGGUAAAGAAGGUUGUGUGGUUCUCAAUGAGGCAAAUAGAAUCUGUAAAAGGUUAAGAGAAGCAAUAAGAGGAGUUUUCUUGGAGAUGGAAAAUCUGAUUCGUCAAGACCCGGCAAAGGUGGUUGUUUCCGGUGGUGGGCUUCAUCCAACUAACCGCUAUGUGAUGAACUACCUCUUUGUUGCUUGUGAUUGUUGGAAGACCCUUGAGCUUGCUUUUAACGAUGAAGGGUCACUUCCUUGUUCUUCAUUGUCUCUCCAGGUGACUCAAGUUUUGGAGUUGUUGGAGAGCAAUUUGAAAGCCAACUCCAAGAUCUACAAAGACUCUUCCAUGAGCUCUAUCUUCAUGAUGAACAAUUGGAUGUACAUGGUUCACAAGGUGAAAAAGUGUGAGCUAGGAAAAGUGUUGGGUGAUGAAUGGAUCCAGAAACACAUAGUGAAAAUGCGGCAAUAUCUUGUACACUACCAGAGAAGCUCAUGGGACCAGAUACAUGGUAUGUUGAAUAUAGACAAUAAUGAGUCACUGGCACAUGAUGAAUCUGCAGUGUCAUGGAAAGAAAAGCUCGAGCUUUUUAAGAGGAAAUUUGAGGAGAUAUGUCUGAAUCAGUCUACAUGGGUUGUCAUUGAUGACCACCUAAGAGAAGUCAUGAAAAGUUCAUUGAAGAAAAACUUGUUGCCGGCGUUUGAAAAUUUCAUCGCAAGAUUCCAAAAUGCAAUAAAUCCUCGAGAAAAUAUGGAUAUGCAUGAGGAGUUUGGGGCCCAAGGUGUUGCGACUCAUAUAGACAAGCUGUUCCAGGGAAAAGAUGAGCACAGAAACCCCAGAACUAUUCAGCCAACAUGGAACGUAGUCCUGCGCAGUACACAAGAUUUUUAUGAAUGGAGGAAGUGCGCUGAGAAGACAAUCGUUAAUUCUUCAUACCCAAGAAAAUACUACAGAUGCAUCUGCAGGAAUGAUCAAGGUUGUCGAGCAAGAAAACACGUCCAACAAAUACAAGAGAAUCCAAAGCUGUACAUGACUAACUACUCCGGCUUCCAUACAUGCAGUGUGCUCUAUAUGCUUCACAAUGCUCCGUAAAUGCCUAACAAAACUGAUACUCAGGGAAACAUUUAUUUUUCAUUGCGACUCGACAGCUGUAAUAUAAAACUAGAAUAUUCCAACUCUUGUAAUGCCACUAGACAACUUUGCUAUUUUUUAUUUUAUUUUUUAUUUUUUUGUAUAUAUUCAGUGUAUAUUAAAUGUGUGAAUACGAUGCUCCUAUAUCAAAUUUAUAUUAA